Molecule: messenger RNA, 1204 nt
Organism: Zingiber officinale
Lineage: Eukaryota; Viridiplantae; Streptophyta; Magnoliopsida; Zingiberales; Zingiberaceae
Exons: 10
Coding region: 156-911 (251 amino acids)
Cellular component (GO): mitochondrion
Molecular function (GO): protein-containing complex binding
Source: RefSeq, a predicted model, not a curated record
ACGAUUUGAGGAGCAACUCCUCAACCGCCUCGCUUCUAGAAGAAAACGUAGCAGAUCGAGAAGUUUUAAAACGCGGGCCUCCGUCGUCCCCGUCUCCCACUCGAGCGUACACCCUCGGAAGGAGACGACCAGAUCUAGGGCUCCAAGGAUCAAGGAUGACCUCCGUCGCGUCGCGAUACGGAAGAUCAUCGGAGACUGAGCCUCUUAAAGCGGAGGAAGCAGGAAGAGAAACGUCUAGAUCAAUAGCAAAGAUACUUGUACUGGGUGGCAAUGGAUUCGUGGGAUCACAUGUUUGCAAAGAGGCAUUGGCUCAAGGAUUUUCUGUUUCUAGUCUCAGCAGGUCAGGCAAACCAUCAACACGUGAAUCAUGGGCUGAGAAAGUUGAGUGGCACAAAGGGAAUCUUCUUGAACCUGAAUCUUUGAGGGAUGCUAUGAGUGAUGCAACUGCAGUGGUAUCUUGUGUCGGAGGCUUUGGAUCCCCUUCCCAUAUGCGCACACUUAAUGGGACUGCAAACGUUAAUGCUGUACAAGUUGCUUCUGAGCAAGGUGUACAAAGAUUUGCAUAUGUAUCCGCAGCUUCUUUUGGUGUCAUAGAUUACUUUCUUCAAGGAUAUUAUGAUGGACAGAGAGUGACUGAAGCAGCAAUAUCAUCCAAGUUCCCAAAUGGAGGUGUAAUUCUCAGACCAGGUUACAUAUACGGUAAAUCGGAAUCAAUAAUCUUUGCACCUUUUGAGAAGGUUCUCCAGUACGCAGAACCACUUCGACGCAUCCCACUUAUAGGUCCUGUCUUCACGCCUCCAGUUAGCGUGUUCAAAGUCGCAAAGGUUAUUGUGAAAGGUGUAACCGAUCCAACAUUUUCUCCUGGCGUCGUCGAUCUAUACAGCAUUAUUCGUCUGGGCAAAGAACUGUGAUUUUUGCUCUUGGGAGUUUCAUGGAGGCAAGCAUAGACGUCUUCCUUUGGAUUCACUCAACAAUUCUGCAAAACAUUCUCAUUGCUUCUAUUUCAACUUGCUGAAUUGAGGCGUGGACAAAAACAACAAAAAAAAAAAGAGACUUUAUGUUUAUGAUAAGUUUGUUGGACGUGCGCUUUAUUAUAUGAUUGCAUUUGAAGAACAACCUGCUGGGAAUGCACUAUUUUUGUUGAAUUUUCCUUUCUUUUACAAUAUUUUUGUUGAAUUUUCCUCUAGUCUUGAUAUUUGAUUUA